This is a messenger RNA of Symbiodinium necroappetens, 1275 nucleotides long. NCBI's taxonomy places the organism in Eukaryota, Dinophyceae, Suessiales, Symbiodiniaceae. The record is from the annotation of a GenBank genome assembly.
AUGUUCGUCAAGUGUUGCAUGCCUACGAUUCUGGUGUCUCUGGAUGCGUGCACGGCCGAGACACUCCUGCAAUGCCAGCGGGACCUGGAGCAAAGUGUGCCUGAGCUGCUUCGGCUCUGUCGUGAGUCGACGCUCAAUCUGCAACUUAUCUGCACGCAUCGAGCCGGCCCCAACGUCAAGGCGGAGUGUGGCAUGCAACUCCUGGAUCCUUCCUGCAAAAGAUCUCACGCUUUCUGCAAGGCACACAAGCUGGCACAGGUGCAGUCACAGUGCUCUUUGCUUGUGGACUCCUUUGUCACAGGCAUUAUCGCACUGUCAGUCGGGAUGCAGAUGGCGGGGUCCACAUCGAGAAUGCGAGACGUCCUCACAGAUGUGCUCAUCUCUCGCUUGGACAUCGUCGUGGGCGAGCCGCCUGAUGAAGAUCCCGAUGCCGCCGCCUAUCGAGAUGCGGUCUUGGACUUGUGCUUGGGCGAUACAACCGACCAGGGGGACGAUGGCAUGACCACAGCUCGGCUACGAAGAAAGCAAAGACUGAUUCUAUCCAGCUUUUUCAGGAGCAGCGACUUACGGCUUCGGAGAAUCCAGUACGUCACACCUGUGCAAUGCUCUCCGGAGGAUUUGCGCACAGAGAUACGCGAACAACUGGUUCCCGCCUUGCUGCCACACAGAUGUCCUGUGUUCCCAAGGAGCCGCUGGACGGGUGCUGACAGAGCUGUCGACUGGGUAUUGUUGCUCGCGUUGUCUUUUGACCUUUUGAGCGAGGUUGUGCCCCGCUGGGCGGACAUGCCCGGAGAGCCUCGACCGUCAGAUGCCCAAGCUGCCUCUGAUACAGCCUCCUGGGACGACUUUUGCCUUGCGUUGGUCAGUGUGGGUGUGCAGCCAGCUCAGCAGCACAUGCAACAGUCAGCGGGUGAGGCGGAGCAGGUCCCAGAGCCUACAGCAGCCAUGGAUUGGAGUGAAUUCAAUCAUGCCAUGAAGAAGAAGGCUGGGCAUUUUGCUCGGAUGCACCCUGGCGGCGCACUGGCCUUGUUUCGGCCAGUUUUGCAGGCAUGCAUGGAGACACUGUAUCACUGCUUCUGGGUUUCCUCCGAAGCCUUCGACAAGACCCACAGCACCCAGAAUGCCAAUGUUCGGUGUUACCGGGUGCUCGAAGAGUUGGCAGGAAAAUCGAGUCUCCGAUUCUUCGACUCUUUGAGAUCUGUGUUCACGUCGAUUCCGAAAGCUUUGCCGAAAUCCGCAUUGGCCAAGAACAUGCGAACACUGCUGUUUACCCUC